Molecule: messenger RNA, 408 nt
Organism: Aspergillus steynii IBT 23096
Lineage: Eukaryota; Fungi; Ascomycota; Eurotiomycetes; Eurotiales; Aspergillaceae
Exons: 1
Coding region: 94-354 (86 amino acids)
Source: RefSeq, a predicted model, not a curated record
GACGGAAGGGGACGUGAAAAGAGGGGAAGCGGUGAAAAGAAAGGGGCGAAUAAGAGGCGCUGGUGACUAGACACGACUGGACGGAUAAGAACGAUGGACGUGCAGGGGAAUCCGAGGGAGUCGAAUAAAGAGAGAUACAAUCAGAGAAACGAGAGGGUCGGGAAGAGGGGAGACGAGAGGUGUGGAGGUGGAGGACGAACGAAGCGAAGGAUUCUGGAAGGGGGAGAGCGAGGAAGGGAAGGGAAGGGAAGAGGAAGAAGAAGAGAGGAAGUGCGAGACGGAAGAAGGGUCAAGAGUGGGCGGCCUGGGAGCCUGAAGGGGGCCCGAGAAGGGACUAGCGGCCCUCGGGACUAAUUGGGACUGGGAUUUUGGGGUGGAGGAGUUCCCGGGACGAUGAUUCCAUCGUCA